CACUCUCACAUGUGUUUGUGUGGGACUGACUAUGCUGCAGCUGGUAGCAGCUGGUAGCACUGGUCAUGGUCUGUAUUUACGCUGUGGUAGCUGCUGAGGAAGCUGAGAACACCAACCACAAACCACCACUCCACUGCAGCAGCCUUGCGCUGCCACGGCACCACAUCUCCUGCUUCCCCCGCAAUAACAAGAGAGUGGCCAGGCUCUGUGGAGAGGACUCGCUCUGCCCUUUUAAAGAUGCUCUGCUGGAUGUGUUGGCCUGCUGGGGCUAUGAGAAGAACUGUGCCCCAGAGAACUGCUUUGGCUAUCCUGUCUGCACCAGGGUUGACCCCGGAUGAGCUCUUUGUCCUCCCUAUGGCCAGCUCAUUGGAGGCAGCCCAGGAGCUGUUCUGGAAACAGGCAUACUUUGGUUACGUCAGGGAGCGCCUCAGUGAGAUGACGACUCUCUGCAAAGCCACCAAUCCUGGAGACUCGUCUCUGAAAUGCACCCACCACACUCGCUUCUGCAGGGCAACCAAUCUGUACUUGGACCUGCGGAACCCUCGUAGGGGUCAUGAGAGGUAUAAGGAGGGCUUUCUCCAGGAGGGGGAGAUUGGGGGGCUUUGCAGUCUGAACCGCCGAGCGCUGGCUGCAGAAGGAGAGCACAUUCCUGGUGAGUCCUGUUUUUAUAGAUAUGGGGAUCUGUUCAGUGAGACCUGGAAGGCUUUCUCUGACUAUGACAUCAUCCAUCUGAAAACUUUUGACACUAAAAGGGUGUGCUUCAAAGACGUGGUGUUUACCCUGCUGCCCAGGAUGAGAUAUGGGCUGUUCUAUAACACACCUAUGAUAUCUGACUGUCACAGUGAAGUGAUGUUCAGGGCCUUCUCCCAGUAUGUUCUAUAUCGACUCAACAUUCCACAGGAUGGACCCAAGGAGGGGAGGAUUGGUGUCAUGUUGUUAGCACGCAGCACAGACUAUCGCAAGACAUUAAACCAGCAGGAGCUCACAAACGCCCUGAAGACCGGGCCUUUACUCGAGGUCAAAGUGGUGGAUUACAAAUACAAGGACGUCCCAUUCCUGCAACAACUCAGGAUUACCCACAACUCUGACAUCUUCAUCGGGAUUCAGGGGGCGGGACGUACUCUCCUGCUCUUCCUCCCUGAUUGGGCUGUCAUCUUUGAGCUAUAUAACUGUCAGGAUGAGAGCUGCUAUCGAGAUCUGGCUCGGCUGCGGGGGAUCCGAUAUGCGACUUGGCAAAAAAGGGACAAAGUGCUCCCAGAGGAUAAGGGUCACCGUCCCACCCUGGGGGAGCAUCCUAAAUUCACCAACUACUCCUUUGAUGUGGAGGAGUUCGUGCGUCUGGUGCUGAAAGCAGCAGACUUCGUCCUGAACCACCCCGAGUGGAAAGCCCGGCUCAGCCGUGAUGAACUGUAGGCCCCCAGCAGCAGACUUUGUCCUGAACCACCCCGAGUGGAAGCCCCGGCUCAGCCGUGAUGAACUGUAGGCCUCCAGCAGCAGACUUCGUCCUGAACCACCCCGAGUGGAAGCCCCGGCUCAGCCGUGAUGAACUGUAGGCCUCCAGCAGCAGACUUCGUCCUGAACCACCCCGAUUGGAAGCCCCGGC
Molecule: messenger RNA, 1603 nt
Organism: Oncorhynchus gorbuscha (pink salmon)
Lineage: Eukaryota; Metazoa; Chordata; Actinopteri; Salmoniformes; Salmonidae
Product: EGF domain-specific O-linked N-acetylglucosamine transferase-like
Exons: 13
Coding region: 238-1413 (391 amino acids)
Cellular component (GO): endoplasmic reticulum lumen
Molecular function (GO): protein N-acetylglucosaminyltransferase activity
Source: RefSeq, a predicted model, not a curated record